Messenger RNA from Symbiodinium pilosum, 1209 nucleotides. NCBI's taxonomy places the organism in Eukaryota, Dinophyceae, Suessiales, Symbiodiniaceae. The record is from the annotation of a GenBank genome assembly.
AUGUCUGCUGCCUAUGGAAGUCCAGGAGGAGGCAAUGGGCUUAUGCCAGAGGUGGUUUCCUUUGCCCAGAAGUAUGGCCUGGCCGUGCCAGCACAGGAAGAGUUGCAGAAGCUGAUGCAUGCCUCCGUUGCUCUGGCACAGCGCCGUGUGACGGUGUCUGUGCCUGCGACAGUGGCCAACCUUGGACCCGGACUGGAGACCGUUGGCCUUGCAGUGGAUAUUUGGGAUGAGUUUACCCUGGAGUUCUCCGAUCAUUUCAAUGUGGAGUUACGUGGCUCUGAUAUUGCUGAGGUGCCUCGCACAGAAGCGAACCUGGUUGUGCAGGGCGCAGUAGCAGCGUUUAAGGUAGCAGGACGAGCUUGCCCAUCGCUGCGGUUCAUCUGCGAGCACAGAAUACCUUUCAACAAGGGCCUUGGAGCGGCGAGCGCCUCCUUCGUGGGUGGAUUUCUGGCAGCGUCAGUGCUCUGCGCUGAGGAGUUGAGGCAGCUAUCGCCACGAGCAGAGGAGCAGGAGGUAGUCAGGACUCGUUCUGGAACUUUUGCUGAUGGGGUACCUUGCGAAACUUCGAAUGUUGAUGCGCUUCUGCAGGCGACAAUAGAACGUGGAUGGAAUCCUGGAAAUGUGUGCCCUGCAAUUUACGGGGCUCUCCAGAUCGGCAUUGCGACUGCCUGCGGAACCCGAUCCCACCGCGUGCCGAUUCCCAACGGUUUGGUCCUUUGCCUCUUUGUUCCAGAUGCCAAGGAGGAGGGAAAAGGCCUGGAAGUGGACACUGUGGAGCGGAGAAAUGCCAUUUUCAACGUUGGAAGAUCGGCGCUACUCAUCAACUGCUUUGCAACCCAAGACUUCGCCAAAUUUCAGAAGGCAUCGGAGGAUUUCCUAGCAAUGCCGACGAUACUAGAGAAGUUCCCGCACAUUCGAGCCGUUUCGCAGGCUGCCCUUGCUGCCGGAGCUUCUGGCGCAUGUGCCUGUGGAUAUGGCCCAGCGGUGAUGGCGCUGAUCCAGGGUCGGACUGGGGACGUUCUGGCACAAUCCGCAUCCAAUCAGCUCGAGCAGAAUGUUGCCAAGGCGAUGCUGACAGCUGGAGAGGAAUGCCUUGUAAACGGUCAGAUUCUUAUUGCAAAGCCUGUGGAUGUGGGAGCACAUGUGGUCGCCCAGAAGUCCGCCCUGGGACCGUCCGAUGAGAAGUCCCGCAUCGUUUACUUCCAGUAG